Molecule: messenger RNA, 2541 nt
Organism: Teleopsis dalmanni
Lineage: Eukaryota; Metazoa; Arthropoda; Insecta; Diptera; Diopsidae
Product: chorion peroxidase-like
Exons: 11
Coding region: 299-2443 (714 amino acids)
Biological process (GO): response to oxidative stress
Molecular function (GO): heme binding; peroxidase activity
Source: RefSeq, a predicted model, not a curated record
GCAAUUCACAUUGUUUAUAAAUGAAUCUUAAGUCAAUUGUCGUUUUCUUAUCAACAUCAUCAGCUAAUGAAGUGAAUAAUAUUUGUUUUAAAACAUUUUCAUUGAUUUGGGUGAGGCAGAAAUAGUCUGAGACGGCAGUUCUUGUUAAAAUUCAAUCAACAGUUUUUGAAGAAAUCGCCAACUAAGUGGAGCUCUGGAAAUAAUAGCUCUGAUUUGUUAUGCUUAUUUCAAGCGAUUAAGUUACGGGAAAAGAGUUAUAAAAUAUAAUUUUAUAAUAAUUUUACAUUAAAUAUUCAAAAUGUCCAAAUCAUUUAUAAAUAAUUUUAUUUGUUUAUUUUAUUUGUUUAUCUACGCUCAAUACAAAAUAGUUUCGGGUGUUGUAGUUUUUGACUUUCCACAGAAUCAAAUUUCCCUAAAUGCAGCCGAACAAAAUUUUUUGAGCGCUAUAUCAACAAAUGAUUGGCUACAAUUUGUCGAGUUUGGCGUUGAUUCCAUAAAUAAACAAAAGAGGUUAGAAGAAAAUCUAUUAAAUGCACAGGUAACUGUACAAAAUGGUAGCAUAUCUCAUGUGCAACUUUUGGAUUGCUUACCAAAUUCAAAGGCCCAAACUGAAAGUGAUAUUGCGGGAAAAAUACUUAAAUCCAGUUUAUAUGCUUAUAAUGCAAAAUGUGCUGUGCGCGGAAUUAGCGGUGAAAAGUGUGAGGCUUACUUAUCUACUAAAGAGUUGCCGAAAGGAAGCUAUGUAUAUGAGAAAUGCUUACAAAUUUCUAAAGAUCCACGAGAUGGACACCAUCCUUUCAGACGACUAUUACCAGCCAACUAUAAAGAUGGUUUUUAUAAGAUGUAUUCAGAAGAUAAAUUACCAGCUCCACGUGAUAUUAGUACUAAAGCAUUACAUAGCUCCAAUACAGGUUUUAAAAAUGAUGUGCUCGAUGACAAGCAAAAUACUUUAGCUUUAGUGCAGUGGAGUCAGUUUAUAGAACAUGAUCUGAGCAAGCCCGUUGUGACAUCUAUGAGUAAUGGUUAUGCAAUUGAGUGUUGUGACACGGACAAUUCUGAAUUACUGCCACGUUAUUAUCAUCCAGCUUGUGCUCCAUUACUAGCAAAGAGUGAUGCUAGUGUAUAUAGUAGAGGAACAUGCCUUAACUACGUGCGUAGUGCUUUAGCUAUUGAUGAUAAAUGUACUUUUGGAGCAGCAAAACAACUUAAUCAAGCCACAAGCACUCUUGAUCUUUCACAACUCUAUGGUUUUACUGAGGACGCACAAAAUCAAAUGCGCACCUUCACAGAUGGUAAAAUCAAAUCUACCCGGGGAUCAAAUGACAAAGAAGAUUUAUUGCCAAUGGCUUUGGAUGAAACGCAUACUUUUUGUGCUCUUAAGAAGCAAUUUCAAAAUUCUACUUGUUUCAUGGCUGGUGAUUCUCGUGUGAAUAAUAAUCCAUUUGCUAUUAUUAUAUAUACGCUCUUCAUGAGAAAUCAUAAUCAAAUCACAAAGCAGUUAAAGUUGGAACAUCAUAACUGGGAUGACGAACGUUUAUUCCAAACUGCAAAGUCAAUCAAUAUUGGGAUUUAUCGUCGUAUAGUUAUGAAUGAAUGGCUGCCAGCUUUAUUAGGUAGAAGCGUUGCUCUGGACAUUAUGGGACAGCCUUUAAGCUCUAAACUCACUAGCUCUGAACUUGAUAUUUCUAAUGAAUUUGCAGUAGCUGCCAUACGUUUUUAUUAUUCGAUGAUGCCUAAUGAACUACAUAACUAUUCAAUUCUAAAUAGAAGAAGGUCUGGAGACUUAAACAAUUUGAAAAAUGUGAUUAACGUUUUAUCCGAACCAAAUUUGUUUACACUCAAGGAUCAUAUUUAUAAGUCUAUGCUUACUUUUACAGCAACAUUCAUUAAUAAUAUGUUAGAGUCAUUGCUGCAACAACGUGCUAUGAAAAUGGAUGCAACGUAUGUGGAUAGUUUAAUAUUAUUAAAUAAUUUGAGACCAUCGCAUGCUGAUAUAUUGGCUUUCGACAUACAAAGAGGACGAGAUCAUGGUCUUCAGGGAUAUGUUAAAUAUUUAGAAAUUUGUGAAAAUACCAAGAUCACAAGUUGGAAGGACUUGGAGAAAUACAUUAACAAAGAGGAAAUAGAAAAAUUAAAAAGCGUAUAUAGUGAUUGGGCAGAUAUUGAUUUAAUUGUUGGUGGCAUAUCGGAAAUACCAAAAACUGGCUCUACUGUUGGAACAACAUUUACGUGCAUUCUAGCUGAACAACUUUCGAAAAUUCGUCAAUCACAAAAAGAUUUCGAAAUCAAUAAAUCCCCAGAUUUCAAGAAAUACGAGACGAUGAACGCAGCCGAACUAUUGUGUGCCAAUUCAGAUUUAGAAGUGGUGCAAGAAAAUAUAUUUCAAUUAAAGUCAGAAAAAAAUGUGGUAAUAUCAUGCGAUCGACGAUUCCAUGCUUUAUAAAUGUAGUAGAAGGGGACUUCAGAUUGGAAAAAACAUUUUAAACAAUUUAAAUUGAUUUAUUUUAAAAGAUUUUUAUGUAAAUUAUUUUGUAAUUAAUA